Molecule: messenger RNA, 1875 nt
Organism: Brassica napus (rape)
Lineage: Eukaryota; Viridiplantae; Streptophyta; Magnoliopsida; Brassicales; Brassicaceae
Exons: 5
Coding region: 441-1106 (221 amino acids)
Source: RefSeq, a predicted model, not a curated record
CUGGUUGAACAUGCCUGCUACGUCCGCUUCUCUUCCUCCUGGAGCGACCAGGCCGGCUUCGUCUGCGUCUCGACAUCCACUUCCAAGCUUAGCUGCUGUGAUGAGUGCACCAGAGAGACGUAACAUGCCUCUUCUCCAUCCACAAAGGCCCAAUGGAACUUUAUGGUUUGGGAUAGACGAUUGCAUCCGGAAAGAUGUAGUGUCAACAUAUCAGUCAAACUUUUGGGGACCAUGGUGGACCUACAGAAUGGUGCCAGAUGAGAAGAAGGUCGCUUGGUGGACUAGUUUUCUGCAACAAUACUAUUGGGAUCCUAAGCAUCACAGUCAAGUUCGUUUUCAGUGGGAACAAAUUCUGAAAAGCUCAAUCAGAGACCUUGCUUAGGAGGAGAUCAGAAGAAAAAAAGAAGCCAGAUUUUAUUGGCCUAGCAGAUUGGAACUUGAUGCUAGAGACUUGGCAGGAGGAGCCACACCAAAAGAGGAGCAAAACGAAUUCUGAGAAUGCUUCCUCAAACCCAGAUGGUUUAGGCACUCACCGUCAUACUUCAGGAUCAAAAAACCACAAGCGUUAUGCUUAUGACUUGACUGUUAAGGCUGGUGGAGUAGCACCUCCAGUCACUGAAGUAGUGCGUAUGACCCAUACUCGCAAGGAUGGCACUUUCAUUGACAAAAGAGCAGAAGGUUUUGUGAAGGCUGCCGAGGCUCUUGCAUUGGAGCGAUCACAAGGUUCCUGUCUGACUGAUGAAACCCCAUCAGCACCCUCUACCCAGCAGCUCAACGCUGCUUACAUUGAAGUGGCAACCAAUGGCAAAGGGCGAGUUUAUGGGCUUGGUUCAAUUCAGGAUAUUGAUGAUGAACCAAGUGAGACUGCACCAGCAUCUUUAUUUACACAUCUGGCAGUUGAUGGACGCUUGACCACCAUGGAGGGUGUUGUAACUUGCUUGAAGGAUGAUGUUUCUGGCUUGAAGGAGGAUGUAAUUGGUAUUAAGCGAGGCAUUGAGGUUCUGAUGAAGAUGAAUGGAGUGGACCCUGUUACCUUUGAACCUAUUCAGCGUGAGAGCGAUGCAUCUGUUCGAACUCCCCAAUCAAGCCAAGGUAACAGGGUUUAACUCACGCUGAAUAGGUUCAAAGGUAACAGGGGAGUUCUAACAUCAAGAUCAGAGUUAAUAUUCUCCCGUACAUUAACUCUGAUCUUGGUGUCUUUUGUGUUUAUACUAAGUUAAGCUCUAACAUCACUAGAUGUCUUUUGUAAAAACAUCACUAGAUGUCUUUUGUAACUUCUGAAGAACAUCAUUAGAUGUCUUUUGUAAAAUCUUUUUAUAAUUUUAAUGGUAUUUGAAUGUUUAAAUUAAUUAUUAUGUUGUUUAAUGCUUUAAAUUUGAUUUCAAAUUAUUAAUCAGUACAGUUUAAAAAAUAAAUCAAAAUAAAUAAUAAAGCCACAGAAAAGCACAUAUAAAUUUGUGGCAAUUUUUAAAAUAAAACCACAGAUUUCCACAUAAUAAGUUGUAGUUAUACAAGCCACAAAUACAAAUAAUUGUGGUUAUUUUGUGUCUAAAUUUCCACAAAACGUUUUGUUGUUAUCAGUAGAAAUAAAGCCACGAUUUUAAGUGGCACGAGUUGUGGCUAAUAAAACCACAAAAAAAUUGUGGCUAUUUGCGUAUUACAUCCACGAUUAGUUUUGUGGCUGUUUGUAGAAUAUUCUCUACGGUUUAAAAUGUGGCUUUUUGUAGCAAAAAUUGCAACGAAUCCGAGUUAGCGCUAUUUGUGGCUAUUGUCCACAAAAAACCGUUUGUGGCUAAGUUGUAGAAGCACAGCAACAAAUAACAACGCUUAUUCGAUUGCCACAAGCCCGUAGUCAACGAAAUUUUUUUGUAGCGA